CGUUCUGUCAUUCCUCAACGUAAUUUCGCAAUCUAACAAAAAUCGCGUGCCAUUUAUUCUCUGGAUAAAAAACGUGUUUUUCCUCAAGUAAAAUUACUAAAUCAACUCAUUAACAACUCAAAACAAUGUCUCACACAUGCAUCAACUGUAAUGUUCGAUUUCAAGAUGCAGAUAUGCAAAGAGAUCACUACAAAACGGAUUGGCAUCGCUAUAAUUUGAAGCGACGUAUAGCCGAAUUGCCACCCACUACGGCUGAAGAAUUCGUGAAAAAAGUGCAGCAACAAAAAACGGCUGCCGAAACGGUUCAUCAAGAAACGUCAUUGUACUGUAAUGCAUGCCACAAGCAGUUCAAUUCGGAAAAAUCGCAUGCCAAUCAUUUGAAUAGCAAAAAACACAAAGACAAUUUGAAUAGUUUGGAACCACUGCAGGAGAUCACAACGAAAACGGUGAAGCAGCCGAAUGCACAGCCGAUUGAGGACGAUGAGAAUAUUGAAGAGGUCGAUUCCGAUGAAUGGGAUGACGAUAUUGAAAAUCCAAUCACCAACAACGAGUGUAUGUUCUGCAGCCAUCAGAGUGAAUGCCUUGUAGAUAAUGUCAAGCACAUGUCAGUUGUCCACUCAUUCUUCAUUCCUGAUGCCGAUUAUCUGGUUGAUAUGGAGGGAUUACUGGUUUAUCUUGCUGAUAAAAUAACGAAAGAUUUCAUUUGCAUUUGGUGCAACGAUCGUGGUCGAACCUUCUACUCUCUGGAUGCCGUGCGUAAACAUAUGAACGACAAGGGACACUGUAUGAUGUUACACGAAGGAUUAGCCUUGGCUGAAUACGCUGAAUACUACGACUACAGCAGCAGUUACCCGGAUAAUGAUGAAGGCAUGGACGUUGACGAAGAAGUGGCUCCGGAAGUGCUCGAAGGCGAUGAAUACCAACUGGUUCUACCAUCCGGCGCAGUCAUCGGUCAUCGUUCGUUGCUCAGGUACUAUAAACAGCGGUUGAAUCCAUCUCGAGCUUUGGUGCCGUCCAAGUCGAACAAACGUUUGCACAAGGUGUUGGCUGAAUAUCGUUCACUCGGAUGGAGUGCCACUCAACAGAUGGCUGCAGCGAAAAAGGCUAAAGAUAUUCAUCACAUGAAGAGACAGUAUCAGAAAUGGAACAUGAAGUUGGGUGUUAAGGCAAACAAAUUGCAACGACAUUUCAGGAUACAGAAUGAGUUGUACUAAUUGGUGCGGAACUUGUCUCGUGAAAAAUAAUAAAUUUUAUACGAAAGUUAAC
This is a messenger RNA of Bradysia coprophila, 1266 nucleotides long. Its product is annotated as cytoplasmic 60S subunit biogenesis factor ZNF622. Gene Ontology annotation, molecular function: zinc ion binding; nucleic acid binding. Gene Ontology annotation, cellular component: preribosome, large subunit precursor. The record is from RefSeq and is a predicted model, not a curated record. Gene Ontology annotation, biological process: ribosomal large subunit biogenesis. Lineage: Eukaryota; Metazoa; Arthropoda; Insecta; Diptera; Sciaridae.